This is a messenger RNA of Lepisosteus oculatus (spotted gar), 2625 nucleotides long. RefSeq names its product zinc finger, FYVE domain containing 19 (gene zfyve19). Gene Ontology annotation, cellular component: centrosome; midbody; cleavage furrow. Lineage: Eukaryota; Metazoa; Chordata; Actinopteri; Semionotiformes; Lepisosteidae. The record is from RefSeq and is a predicted model, not a curated record. Gene Ontology annotation, biological process: mitotic cytokinesis checkpoint signaling; abscission. Gene Ontology annotation, molecular function: phosphatidylinositol-3-phosphate binding; metal ion binding.
UCCUGUAUUUGACUGUGUUCGCGUCAGUUCAACCUGACCCUGUCUUGGUUGGGGUUAGAAAUCUGGAAAAGUCCGCAGUUUUCAGUGUUGUUCCUUUGCUUUUUUAUUGCCUUACUCGAAUUGUUUUAGUCUCAAUUACUAUGUGCGUUUUAAUUUCAAUGCGUCAAAGGUCAUAAAACACAGCACACUAGUAGUCUAAUACUGAGAAGCAUGUAACUGCUUUGAAGCAACAUCUCCUUUCUGUCUAGACUUGGGACUAGUCUGGAUGAACGACAUGGACAGCAGAUGUUACGGCUGUGCUUCAAAAUUCUCGCUCUUCAAGAAGGAGGCGGCAUGUAAGAACUGCGGUCGCUCCUACUGCGCAGGGUGUCUCGGUUACAGCUGUCUUGUGCCAAGGUGUGGAAACACUCAGCAGAAGGUCUGCAAGCAAUGCCAUGGAAACCUCACAAGUGGAGGAACCCUAAACAAUGCGGCUAAGUGGUCACCACCAGAGAAUUACAAAAAACGAGUGGCAGCUCUGGAAGCCAAGCAGAGCCAGCAGGGUCCAGCAUCUAGGCCCAGUUCUAAGAGCAUUGCCCCCCGACUCCCUGUUGCCAGGGGGCUGAGCAAGGAGGAUCAGGCCAUAGCUGAGAGACUGGAGAGACUCAAGGAGGACACCACACCCAGAUCAAUUCCCUCGGAGAAAGAGAUCGAGUCCCGACUGGCUGCUCUCAAGGUCCCUGCCCGUCCUAUUCCCACUGCCGCAGAGAUGGAGGACCGCCUGGCCGCUCUGCAGGGAGUGACCCCGCCAUCGCAAGUCCCCAGACCAAUUCACCAACCUCCAGAUGCAAGGACCCAGACUGAGCAAGCCAGUGAUCUGAUAACCCAGCUGUCUGAAGAGGUAGCAAUAGACAACAGAUUUGCACCAGAAUCAGGCUCAGAAGGUGUUACAGAUGGUCCCUUGAACAACCUGAACAAGGCAGACAGCACGUUAGAUGAGAACCUGGAUGACCUGCGGCAAGAUGCCAAGCAGCUGGAAUCGGAGAAGAGCCGGCUACUAGCAGAGGCCAUGGAGGAGCUGAAGCAGGAGAACCUGGGCCGGGAACAGGUGCUGCAGAUGGCAAGGAGGCUGGCGCUCCUGAAGGGACAGGACCCUGGCAAGAUCACAGCAAAUGAUUUCAGUCAACCAGACAGUGAAGAGGAGACAGAGGAGGAGUCACUGAAGAGAAUAUUGAAGCAGCUGUCUGAGGAAGCAGCCUUAGAUGAAGCCAGUGGCUACAACAUUCUUCCUGAACAGAGUGGCCCAAUAAACACAGAAAAACCAACUGGUCAUAAGAAGAUGCCUUGUGCUCCGCAGUCCAGAGCAAAUAAGAAGAUAGCUGCUGCCGCCCCACCUUCUGACAGCGAUGAGGAGGAGCUGCCUUGGUGUUGUAUCUGCAAUGAAGAUGCCACAAUUCGCUGCCGCUCUUGUGAUGAUGAGCUCUACUGUAAAAGGUGUUUCAGGGAGGGCCACGAUGAUUUUGAUAGAAAAGAUCACCGGACAACCAGUUACAAAGCUCCAAGGAAAAGCAAAAAGAAGUGAAAUAGUGAUUUAGCUCAUGUCACUGCCAGCAACUCCAGCCCCUGAACUACUGUUAUUUUUAUUAAUGCCUAAUUAUUGGAACUAAUCUGGCCAUACAUUGUCUGUGGCAGAUUGAGGAGCAGUGUACUGAUGCAAUAAACAAAUUCAAUUCUGAAUAUUAUAACCUUGAAAGCAAACAUAAUUAAAGUGUAUCUGAUGUAUUGUGAUUUACUUUGACUUCCUCAGAAUGUUUUCACAGAAAAUGUUUAGCCUUGUUUGUAUAAAGGAAAAAACAAUUAAAAUAACUCUCACAUGUGAGCACUUAAAAAUGUCACACAUUCAUGAAAAGGCUUUUCUUUAUACAGUACUUACAAUUCUUAAAUAACAAGCAUUAAGCAGAUUUGAAAACUGUACCGAGAAUGUAAGUCAUCAGUCAUCAGUCACAAUUCAAAAGAGCCAUAGCUCUGCAAAUUUUCUAAUCACUGAAUUGUAAAGAGGCCUAGAAUUCCAACUUUUUUGAAAAAACUCUCAAAGAAGGUUCUUUUGGUGGGUUUUCCAAAAGAAUCCAAGAAGGACUCUCCUCUUAUAAGUUCAGAAGUUGAUAUUUUAAAUUUAAGUACAAGUGACUAAUCAAUCUUUGUUCUUACUGAGUGUUCAUGUUGUGUGCACUACAGUUAAGUACAAUGCUGGGUCUAUUAAAGGUUUUUUUCUUAUAAGUAAUGCUUAUAUAAGCAAAUGAAAGGUACACUGUAGCUCAUAAUGAUAUGUUGGCAAAGAGAAGCUUUACUUUUUAAGAUUUCACAAGGACAUCCCAGAUGACAGAAGUGAAAGGUACAGUAAUGUCUGUGAGUAUAGAUAAUGAUUGUCUAGUUAUGGAAGUGGAGUGGGGGAAGGUAGUAUUUUGUUUUACGUUUUUAUUUCUUCAGUCAGCAGUUCCUGACCAACCAGAGUAUUUGUUAAUAUAAAGAUGGUUGUGAUCAUUAGAAAAUAUUACACAGUCCAGUUUGACAAAACAAGAAAUCGUAAAAUAUUUUAUGUAUUCCAGCCAUUGUUCUGUAAAUAAAGUGUUACAUCACAGUCACUAA